AUGGCGGAGAGGCUCUGCACCACCAGUGAGAGCAAAGCAGCCGUGGCUGGCGGCGGGGACCGUUUGAGCGCCCUCCCAGAAGAUGUGAUCCGGCUGGUGCUGUCCUUCCUGCCCUCCGAAGAAGCGGUGCAGACGUGCCUGCUCGCCACUCGCUGGCGCAACCUCUGGAAGUCCGUGCCGUCCCUUCGUAUCUACAGCUGCUGCUAUGGCACCGAUGAUUUUAUCGACAGCCUGCUUCGCUACCGUGACCGUGAUGCGCCUCUGCAUGAAUGCGAGAUCCUCGUUGAAGCCGAUUGCUCGGACGAGCUUCACCGAAAUGCCGAGCGGUGGCUCCGUUAUGUGGUGUCGCUCAAAGUGAGGGUUCUUCGGUUCGACAUGUUAAAUCAUGCUGAUGGUUUCCCGCUCUCAGCUGGGCCUCUCGUCUCCGAGCACUUGACAAGGCUAGAUCUUUUCCGUGUUGGGUCCAAGGACCUCCCUUUAGAUGUUUCGGGCUGUCAAUCACUUGAGGAGUUGGAGAUCCGCCAAAGUGCAGUUGACAUUGGGAGCGUUGGGACUCGCUUCCCAAAAUCUUUGCGACUUCUAAGAAUCAGAGAUGUAAAUUUUCUGCCCAAGGAUACCCGGUCUUCCAUUUCUGCACCAGGUCUGCUUACCUUGGAACUAGUUGAUUGUUUGGGGAAGACUCCGUUCCUGAGCAUGCCAUCAUUGGUAACGGCAUUAAUCGGGGUUGGACACGAUUGCGGGCGUUCCUAUUACUGCAAUGCCUGUGGUGGUGUGUCAUGUCCGGAGUGCUAUGGUAUAGAUGUUUGUGUGCUUCUCAAAGGUUUGUCAAGUGCUAUGAAUUUGGAGCUGAUGGGUCUUAGCUCUAUGAUCUUCAGAAGGGAGAUAAAAUGGUGCCCUACGUUUAGCAACCUCAAAACAUUGUUGCUUGGUGACUGGUUUAUGACUGCUAACUUCAGUGGACUAGUUUGCUUUCUCCGGCACUCACCAGUUCUAGAGAUGCUUCAGCUUCGACUUAGUAUUUUUUCUAAGGAAAUUGAAACGAGCCAAGUCUAUAAGCCAAAGAAACAAUUCUUGGUGUCGAAGCAUCUCAAGGCAGUCGAAAUCAUAUGUUGCGAGGGAGUUGGAAAGAUUGACCAGAUAUUAAAUGUCCUUGCUUACCAUGGAGUAAAACCAGAACUAAUUAGCAUUGAAAGGGAGCCCUCUAUUGGCUGCUUCAGUUGUAACACCACGUAG
Triticum turgidum subsp. durum (durum wheat) is the source of this 1233-nucleotide messenger RNA. The record is from the annotation of a GenBank genome assembly. NCBI's taxonomy places the organism in Eukaryota, Viridiplantae, Streptophyta, Magnoliopsida, Poales, Poaceae.